AAAACAGUGCGGAUCACGGAGCCUUGAGUCUGACUGAGCGCGACUCUUCCUGCGAUGAAUGCUGCAUGCAGUGCAGUAGCCAGUGAAACGCAGAGUGCUGCUGGUGUUCAUCUUCAGUUCGCUCCUAGACUUGUUGAAAGUGGCCGUUCAGUGUGCGUAUGUUCGUAGGAAAUAUUUGCUUUGGGACACCGCGCUUCAGGCAGUUAUUGUAGGAGCGCAAAGCUCUCUGUUAGCUUUUCAUUGUCAGGUGGAACGCCAGUGACCCCCACAAUACUGGGCUGUUGUUCGCAGCAGAAAUUAUUCCCAGUUGCUCAGUUUUUGGCCUGCACCUAGACUUACAGCAGCUUUCGCUAUGGGCGGGGGACGUAUAGUGAAAGAGGGAUUCCUGACCAAGUCGCCUCCGACGGAUGACAAUGGCCAGCCAGCACUGCUGAAGCAAUGGAAGAGACGGUACUUUCGCCUGUAUGAGUCGAAAGUUCUGGAGUACUACGAGAACGAUAAGCCGUCGACCCUGGGCAAGAGUCCGAAGGGCAGCGUGAACCUCGAGGAUUGCUUCAUCAUGCAGGAGAACUACACCAACCAUCCCAUGCGCGUCUCACUGUCCACGAAGAAGCGGACCUAUUUCAUGGACGCGGAGAGCCACGUCGACUACGAGGCGUGGGUGCGCGCCUUGGCCGAGAUUGGUGGGUUUGCUGUGGACGAGAAUGCGACAACAGCAGCUGAAGACGAACUGACGGCGUCAUGCGAGAGCGCGUCGUCCAAGCCCAAGGGCUCCAUCUUCAGGCGCAUGGGCACGCGCAAGAUGCAGCGCAAGGGCAGCCAGUCGACGCUGCGUCGGCAGGCGAGCAGUGUGAGCUCGUCGGUUGCGUCGGCCGAAUGGACCGACCUUGGCGACGUUGUGCUACCGUCGGAGGCCUGCGAUGCCAGCACAGCGAGCAGUGAGAGCAGCAGGGAAAGCGCCGCGUCAAGCUCGUCGGAGGGAAGAGGCAGCAGCGGCAGUCCGUCCCCAGUGGGUGGACAACGAUCUCGAGCUGGGUCGAGUGAAGGCAAACCUGGAGAGGCUUCGGUCAGUGCCGAAGAGAAGCCGUACUCCAUGACUGCGGUUAACAAUCAACCGGAAAAAAUCGAGGAGAAAGAAGAGGACGAUGGCUUGGCCAGCGCUGCAGCAGCCAGUUGGACAGGGGAACAGCUAGGAACCUCCCGUCCCAGGAGUUGCUCCGAGGCACUGAAAGAUUUGGACAGGCAGAAGCGAUGUUCCCAGAACUUCGGCGGCGGUGCUUUGUUCUCUGAAGCGCAGCCAGCUGCUUCCAGUGUAGCGUGUAGGCCUGUAGGCGCGGAUGAACCUUCCUCUAAUUAUACCAUGGUGCCAAGCAACCUGCCCAUGUCCUCGUCCGUGGAGGCACGGCAAAACUACACGCUGAUGCCGUGCAAUGUACCUCUGUCUGCAUCCGCCGAGCAGCGAGAAAACUACAGCAUGGUGCCAACCAACGUGCCCGCAUCCGCUUCCGCAUACGCCGCGAGAGAAAACUACACGAUGGUGCCUUGCAAUCGCCCUGCACGCCCGGGUACGUCCGCGCCUGAGACGCACAUGAAUGCAUCCUUUCGUGCGGAGAGCAGUUCUUCCCAAACGAGGGGGCUAGCGAGCGAUUCCGGUAUGUGCAAAGCAACGUCAGCGGAGAGAGAUGAGCAGUCGCAACUCAGCGGGUGUAGCCGGGAGUACGAUCAGGAGUCGUCGUCCAAGCCUACUGGUGAUUCUGGAGUGUCGGUGGGCGUGUAUGCUUUUGGCCGCUCGACGUCGGGUGACAACUCCAUGAACGUCACGCCCAGUCCACCGAAGAGAAGUCCGCCAAUGCAGCGACCGGGCUCGGCGGAUGAGGGCAUCAUCACGGACGGCAUUGCAGGCAUGCAGUUUGGCAGUGACAUCACGUGUCCCAACCCGGCAAUGUACUCGUCUACGCCACCCAUUCCCAUUCCUCCGAAGGGCGGCCGGGAUGAAAGACGCAUGCCGUCAUUACCGCAGGAGAAUACAACGUCGCCUGUACCUCCAUUGCCGGCCAAGCCGAAGGCAUGCUCUCCGGCCCCGGGACAGCCGUACCAGACUCAGGGAUACGCUACCCUGACUGCGGAUGACUUGAAGGUUGACAGAAGCACCAAGCCGACACACUUCUCGCCGACCGACCCAGCUGCACCAGCAAUAGACCGCUCGGCCAAACCAAGAGCGCCGAUCCAUGCUACAAUUGUGCCCGAGGCUGCACCGCAGUUUGUACCGACCACCGUAUCGCCACAGGGACGUCAAUUGUGCGUCCGUGGUAGUGGUGGUGCUCCCACUCCAAUGUAUGACAAGUUUGGUAAUGCCAUUGUAAUACCGUUUGGUGCCCAGGUAUCGAUGAGUCCAAUGGUUGCGCAACAAGAAGCAAUGCAUUAUCAUCCUACAGCCAACUACGCCUCCCCGCCGCCACCGAUACCCGCCCGAGUUGGCAAUCCCGACCAGCCCUAUUCGAUUCCCCCGCCUUUCCGCGCUCUCCCGGAGCCCAGCAGUGUCAUGUAUGUGCCUGGGCACGAGCAAGCGGGCGUCCCGCGUCGCGUGAGCGCCGACUCCGUGCACUUGGCGCGCGGCUCGUACGAGCAGGUGCCAACCAACCGACCAAUGAUGGCGUCGUCCUAUGCGAGCGGGGGUGGCAUGUCGCGCUCAAGUCGUGGGUCGAUGAGCAGCCGUGUCAGUGCAGGCUCUCUGUCCAAUGCCAGCGUGGCGUCCGUACGCCGAUCCAUGUCACUUUCCGAGUACAACGACGGCGGCGACUACGUGUUCUCGCCGCUCGGCCAGCGCCAGUCUUCCGGGGGUCCACCCGAAGACGUAGCGCUCGACGAGGACUACGAACCAAUGAAUCCCGGUGGUGUGUUUGCCACAGCACAGCAGCAGCAGCAGCAACAACAGCCACCGCAGCACUAGACCUGGCAAACCGUUAGCUUGUUUCGUGUCUAUCAUAUCUAGUACUAGUGAUAUGUGUGAGAGCCGUGUGUUUAUCGUGUAUCGCCCAUGAUUCCAAGUGGUGGCUUAUGAGCGCUACCAUUCGUCGUAAUUAUCCGUUCCAGGGUCUUGUUUGACAGUUCCCGGCCAGCACAUUUUUUUUUAUUGAUUAUCAAAACUAAUCCUGAUUUCCGAAAGAUCCUAUCGGGCAUAAGAAUGACCAAGUCGAUUCAAGUGGUGUUUGAUUUCUGCAGCAGCUAUUUCGAACAACCUUCAUUUCAUCUGUUGACGUUGACACCGAUCCCUUCUGGUGCCUGACAAUACCGCCCGUACGCUUCACAAUUAUCAUUUUAAAUUAUUUGGCUGGCUUUCACUAAUUUCAGCGCUGCUAACCCGUUGCCUGCGCUUGAACUCUCCACGCUACAUCGCUGCAAACCAAGGGCCUGUAUCCCCAUCCCAGCUCUCCCCUAACCCCAUCGGUAUCUGAACCCACCUCAGCUGUCAGAGCGAGCAUUAUAAAAGAAUUACUUCAAAAUACUCAUAAUAUUCAGACAGUCCCGAUCCAGACUUAUAAUGUGGACUAUGAUUUUUGGUUCCUUUUUAGUAUCACAAGGUGCCAUCGUUUGUUUGUUCCUUUGGUUUUUCUUUCGCUGGAUUGCCUUCUAUCUCUGCCAGAUCUAUGCUCUCGCGUUGUUCUCACAGACUGGUUCUUAGUGUUCCUCAUUGUUUGUCUUUCAGAUAAUCAUCACGCCCAACUGAGGUUGUAGAGCCAAAGCUUGA
Messenger RNA from Sycon ciliatum, 3748 nucleotides. Its product is annotated as GRB2-associated-binding protein 2-like. NCBI's taxonomy places the organism in Eukaryota, Metazoa, Porifera, Calcarea, Leucosolenida, Sycettidae. Gene Ontology annotation, biological process: signal transduction. Gene Ontology annotation, cellular component: cytoplasm. The transcript is spliced from 3 exons. Gene Ontology annotation, molecular function: signaling adaptor activity. Bases 353 to 2950 code for a protein of 865 amino acids. The record is from RefSeq and is a predicted model, not a curated record.